Molecule: messenger RNA, 4822 nt
Organism: Drosophila serrata
Lineage: Eukaryota; Metazoa; Arthropoda; Insecta; Diptera; Drosophilidae
Source: RefSeq, a predicted model, not a curated record
AUUAUAAACCUUGCUCUACAAUCGAAAAGUUCAAAGUAAAUUUUCCGCAGUUUGUGAAACAGUUAUUAUUAUUAAUAUUUUUUUUUUCGUUUGUUAAAUUUUGUUGUUUUCUAAAAAUGGCUAAAAAGUUCUGCUUUUCGGAUUACAAUACAACCAAUUCGGCUGAGCCGAAGACAGAAUCGGGUGAAAACUAUUCCAGGAAUAGAAGGAAUCAAGAGAGGAAUAUAGAAUAUAGUGCAGCUGAUGCUGCCUUCGAAGCUAAAUUGGAAAAGUUGGCUUCAGCUAAAAAAGAUAAUGACAAUCAGUGUGAAAUCACCGAUUCUUCUGAAUUUGAAUCAAUUCAAGGUAUUGGGUUUAUUGAAUACUAUCGGCGUCACUUUGAGCGCCAUUGUGAGCGUGCCAUAAGGAAAUAUUCCUUGGAUUGUGAGGAAUCGGAUGAGGAUCUUCCUCCAGUAGAUCCACCGGCUUCGAAAACACGUCCUUCAAGCUCCAACAAAGAGGAAUGCAAGCCCAGUCUUCCUGAGAAAAAACUAUUUCCUUUAAUGACGGAUAAAUUUCAUUCUUCAAACUCCCAGAAAUAUAAACCAAUUCCUAAGGAAGAACUCUUUUCCUUGAUGAGGGAUAAAAAAUAUCAGCCAAGUCCUGCUGAGGAGAAACACUUUCCAUUGGCGUCGGAUAAAUCCCAGAAAUAUCAGCCAAGUCCUGCUAAGGAAACACACUUUCCUUUGGGGUCCGAUAAAAAAUAUAGACCAUGUCCUGAUGAGGAAACACAUUUUCCUUUGGGGCGGUAUAAAUCCCAAGAAUAUAGAGAAAGUCCCUCUGAAGAAACACAUUUUCCUUUGGGCUCGGAUAAAAAGUAUAGACCAUGUCCUUCUGAGGAAGCACACUAUCCUUUGGCGUCGGAUAAAUACCAGAAAUAUCAGCAAAGUCCGUCUGGGGAAACACAUUUUCCUUUGGGAUCAGAUAAAAAAUAUAGUUCAUGCCCUGAUGAGGAAACACAUUUUCCUUUGGGGCGGUAUAAAUCCCAGAAAUAUAGAGAAAGUCCCUCUGAAGAAACACAUUUUCCUUUGGGUUCGGAUAAAAAGUAUAGACCAUGUCCUUCUGAGGAAGCACACUAUCCUUUGACGUCGGAUAAAUCCCAGAAAUAUAGAGGAAGUCCAUCUGAGGAAACAGACUUUCCUUUGGGGUCCGAUAAAAAAUAUAGACCAUGUCAUGAUGAGGAAACAUAUUUUCCUUUGGGGCGGUAUAAAUCCCAGGAAUAUAGAGAAAGACCCUCUGCAGAAACACAUUUUCCUUUGGGGUCGGAUAAAAAGUAUAGACCAUGUCCUUGUGAGGAAGCACACUUUCCUUUGGCGUCGGAUAAAAAAUAUAGAGCAAGUCCUUCAGAGGAAACCCAAGGUUACAACGGGGAUAAAUACCAGAAAUAUAGACGAAGUCCUUCAGAGGAAACACGAGCUUACAACGAGGAUAAAUCCCUGAAAUAUAGAUCAAGUCCCUUCGAGGAAGCACACUAUUCUUUGGGGUCGGAUAAGAAAUAUCAUCGAAGUCCUUCUGAGGAAACACACUUUCCUUUGGGUUCAGAUAAAAAAUAUAGAGCUAGUCCUUCUGAGGAAUCCCAGGGUUACAGAGAGGAUAAAAAAUAUAUACGAAGUCCAUCCGAGGAAACACGAGCUUACACCGAGAAUAAAUCCCAGAAAUAUAGAUCAAGUCCCUUCGAGGAAGCACACUAUUCUUUGGGGUCAGAUAAGAAAUAUCAGCGAAGUCCUUCUGAGGAAACACACUUUCCUUUGGGGUCGGAUAAAAAAUAUAGAGCAAGUCCUUCUGAGGAAUCCCAGGGCUACAACGAGGAUAAAUUCCAGAAAUAUAGACGAAGUCCUUCCGAGGAAACACGAGCUUACAACGAGGAUAAAUCCCAGAAAUAUAAAGCAAGUCCUUCCGACGAAUCCGACUAUCCUUUGGCGUCGGAUAGAAAAUAUGGACCAAUUCGUUCCGAUGAAACACGAGGUUACAACGAGGAUAAACCAUCAAGAUCUAGCUCUUGUCCCACUGAACCCCCAAACUUAAGUCCUCAGGAGCACAGACAAUGCCGUUGGGAGAUGGAAAGGGAUCAAAAAUAUAGCAGGCAGGACAAGUCACUUCCAAGGGGAAACUCACCUCGCGGACCCUCCACAAAAUUGCCAAAUCAAAUGCCAUUCAAGAACCCUUAUUAUCAUCCACGAAAGUCAACCCACUCGAAAAGCUCCAAAAGUUGCAUAGAUCUGUUUUUAGAUUUAGAAUCCGAAAAGUCCAUAGGUCCCUCAGAUACAGACUCUUUAGGUCUAACCUUUAGUUGCACUUCCUUUGAAGGUCAUACUGAUCGCUGCAGUAGGAAGACCUACGAUUUGAAUAUCGAAAUGCCAAGGAUACGAGGCGGAGCUAUACCAAAUUAUCCGACUUGCACUUGCAGGCGAAAACCAUCUGCGGAACCUCGCUUGAAAGUUUCCCAUUCAAGCAGGAUUAAUUUCAGGCCAAACGGUGGAAAUGCACCCCGAGAAGUUGAACCCAAACGUUCUUCUUUCAAAUGGAAGAUCUUCUAUAAGGAACCACAGAUCGGCAAGGAUCCUCUUCUGGAGACCCUUUUAUCGCCCAGAAGUUUGAAUUAUUCAAAAAGCAAUCGCUGCCAGAAUCGGGAUCAGAAAGAAGCCGAAAAUGUGAGGGAAAACCAUGAGCAAAGGCAUCAACCGGAAGUAGAUCUUUCCCUGCUAGAUCUACCCGAGGUUCUCAGCACCUCAUCGGAAGAGAAGGCUGAUCAUCGAUGCUCCUUGCCAGUGCCUUCACUGGGCUCUAGUCACACCUUUACGGACAUUUGGCGCAAAAAGGAUAUACAGUUGGGUCGCUGUGAGACUCCAACUGGUGGUCUCUACAGUAGAGUUCAUAAGCUUCAGUUUAAGCCAAUAGAUCGAUUGGACUGCGGCUUCUCGCUUAAGCCACUGUUCAAUGGAUCCCGGUCGGAGACCCAGAGAAGGAUUCGAUACUUUGCCUCCCAAUUCGACAGGCUUAGUUCUAGAGAACGAAUGCAGGACACUGAGCUGAGGUUCCAACAGCUUCGCACGCUGCAAGCCGAAUCGGAUGAAGAGUUUUUCAAGCAUUUUCGAGAGCAUCCACCAGCUGAUUGGCCAUUGCCAACUUGGGAGACCAAGUAUAUGUGCCCAAUUGGCGGUAGAUCCUGUCCACCAAUAACAAACGAGACUAUCCUGAGCCACAAGCUAAUGUGCCACCUCGAUGAGCGGGGCCUGGAGGUUCGCGAAGUUUUCACAAACGAUCGUCUGUUAUUGAUCUUUAAUCCGCGAACCUACAGUAUUGGCCGGAACACAUGCAUGUCAGUGAUAGUCUAUGCUGGUGUCUACGGAGAUCCAUCCAUGUUGCCGGGUAAUCGUUUUAUGCCCACACGGAAUAGGAAAUUGCCAAUCGAAUUUGCCCGUUACCCCAAGCAUUUGCCCAUGUUUGUGAUGGUGUGUCGGAACCAAAGCACCGAAGGUGGGCGGCGUGAUGAUAUCCUUACCGUGUGGGUGGUAAGCGUUGAUCUCCCGCAGCCGGUGCAUGUCUUGUUGACCGUUGUGAAUCGGCGCAUGGAUGCCACCAGGAGUUGUAUCCUGCAGGUGCGUCCAUUGCACAGGACCCAAGACUGCCAGAAGCUCAUUGAAUCUGGUACUCAGUUCAUGCAGCUGGGAGAACAGGAUCUGCGUGUCCUUACCAGCAAUGACACUGAGCCGCUCUAUAUGGAGAUCAACGUGAGGGAAUAUGCGGGAACACUUCAACGAACUAUCCGUAGACACUAAGGCAAGCGGAUUUAAAGAUCAAUUUCAGACAAAUCGUUUUGGAAUUGCUGCAGGAUUUUUCUUUAUAGAAGUAACCAAUAAGACGUGAUAUGGAGUGAAGGGGUCUUUAGAAAUUAAGAACUGUUUUAGCCAAAUUUGUUUUCAAAACUGUAUUACGUUAGGAAUAGCUUUGAACUUUGUACGAUUAACAAAUUUAGUGUGAUAUAGUAGAAGUAACAGGAAUGACCAUAUAAAUGCAUUCCUAAAUCAGUCAGUGUAGGAUUUAUCUAUAUAGAAUCUACCAAUUAGAUGCGACAGGAGACCCUUUACCUGGGGAUAAACUUGAGGUAGUACGCAGGGAUACUCAUCCGAACUACUCGCAAAAAUUGAGGCAAGCAGAUUUCAAAAAUAGUUUCAGCCGAAUCGUUUUGAAAACAUUAUUACAUUAGUAAUAAUGUCGAACUUUGUACGAAAUUUUGUGUGAAAUAUGUUCAUAUCUAAAUAAGCAAAUGAAUUUUUGUAUAUAGAAGCUAUCUAUAAGAAGUAACAGGGAGCACUCCCUCCUAGAGAUGACAGUGAACACAAGGUCACAAUCACUCAAAAUACUGGCAGAAAUUUAGGUAACUUAAGUAGUAUUUUUUAGGUAAGCGGUGUUUCAAAGAACUGUUUUAUUCAAAUUUACGUUUUUAUAAGUAAUUAAUUUGGGCAUAGCGUUGAACUUUAAGAAAUGUUAAAUGUAAACAGAAUGACCAUAUGAAUGCAUUCCUAAAUCAGUAAGUGUAGAAAUGUUCUAUAUAGAAGAGAUGACUUGGAGUACCUCUACCAGGAAAUAUUCUUAAAAGAUUCCGCAGUCACAUUCACCCGAGUUACCGGUGAAAAUUAAGGAAACUUAACUAUUUCGUAAAUUUCGCAAAAUUAUAAGUUUGUAAUGUCAUUGUUAAAGCAAGCUGACCACAAGAACUGUUUAAGCCAAAUCAUUUUCAAUAGUAUAUUAUGUUAUUAUGAAUAAAUACGUUUUAAAUACC